Molecule: messenger RNA, 1467 nt
Organism: Zygotorulaspora mrakii
Lineage: Eukaryota; Fungi; Ascomycota; Saccharomycetes; Saccharomycetales; Saccharomycetaceae
Gene: UGO1
Product: mitofusin complex protein UGO1
Exons: 1
Coding region: 1-1467 (488 amino acids)
Source: RefSeq, a predicted model, not a curated record
AUGGAGGACUCAGGCAAUAGAUUACAGGCAAGGCCAUAUUACAAUCCUGAAGAUUUCAACGCUGGUUAUUCGGCGAUCUUUAGGCCCGACAAGGGAGUGGUAGACGUGAAUGGGCAGACGAUGGCGUCGAAAUUGGCCGUAGUCCAAUCAUCUGGCAGCAGAAUAGGCAAAAAUGCAUUCAGCAAAAAAGCAUCUGGAAGUCUUCUGUCAGGCCUAUCGUUCGGUGAUAGUAAAAAACUGUUCACAAGGGACACAAAUGGAACUAAUAUAGAGUCUCACAAAAACAUCAGUGAUAUGGAGUGGAGUGACUUUUUGAAUGUAAGGACAUGGAAAAAAAUUUUGGGCCAGCUUUGCGAUCAAUUUUUGAGAAAGUACUUCAAACAUUUGAUACAACAACCUUUUGAAGUGGCCAGAGUAUUACUGCAGGUUGGUGAUUUUAACGAAAUUGUUGAGCGUGAUAAUUGUUCGGCACGAUUACCAGUUGAGUUGAAAAAUGAGCUAGCUGACGAUCCUGCGUAUCCUGAAAAGGAUGAUUUCAAUGAAGAGAUUGAUUUCUUCCCCACAACGAAUGAUUCAUCGAGGUGGAGAUCAGCAGUACUAAAUGAGGAAGAAUCAAAGAGGGAACAUGAGGACUUCGUUAAUGCCAAUGAGAUAAUAAUUACUCCAGAAUCUAACCACACCAUGGAUAUCAUGAACGCGUUAAUGGAUAAUGAAGGUAUACGUGGUUUAUGGAAGGCAAAUAAUACGACAUUUAUCUACAAUUUUCUCUCGAUAACUUUGGAUGCGUGGUUCACAGGGAUAAUAUCGCCAUUUUUAGGCAUACCGGACCCAUACUUUAUGGAUUUAAUACACUCACCAAAUUUAAAAGCUUCGAUUAUUUUGACUUUAUCGGCAAAUAUUUUGACAAAGAUAGUUCUUUUACCAUUAGACAUUAUACGGACAAGAUUUAUAGUAACCUCAAUUCACAGAGGCGCGAAACCCAUAAGGAGCUUAAAAAAACUUAUUAGGAACUGGUCCUGGUCAAAGGAUGGGGUAAAGAUAUCAAUAGAUAUGUGGAUUUUAACAAUCCUACAAUCUGUCUUUAAUGUAACGUUCAAUAAACUAUUUGAUGUAUUAAUUUACCAUGAAUUCAACGUGGAAAAACACUCCCAGAUAAAAUGGUAUAGUUCACUGAAAUUCGUUUCACAAUUUAUGGAAUUAUUCGCAAAAUUACCGAUUGAGAAUUUAUUACGUCGAUGUCAGGUUAAUUAUCUAAUUAAUUCGAAUCAAAAUUCCUUAAGUAUUGAUAGGAAUGAUCUAGUUAUAAAACCCAUUAGAUAUGAGGGAGUAUGGAACUCUAUCAAGAGCAAAAAAAUGACAAUGGAGCUUUGGAACGGCUGGAGAGUUAGCUUGAUGAGUUUAGUCUGUUAUUAUGGAUUUGAGAUGAUGAAUAACGAUCCAAUCGAUUUAGAGCAAGAAAAAUUUUAA